Chilo suppressalis (striped riceborer) is the source of this 5642-nucleotide messenger RNA. The record is from the annotation of a GenBank genome assembly. NCBI's taxonomy places the organism in Eukaryota, Metazoa, Arthropoda, Insecta, Lepidoptera, Crambidae.
ACCAAAUCUACUUGCAAGAAUGCGUCGUACUAUGAACAGCGGACAGCGGGUGAUACGGCACGAUUCACGAACGCCGAGCGCGCUUCCGAAAGCACUUUCGCCUCUGUUCGGCUACACUCGGCCGCUUUCGUCCCCCACAGCUGACUGGGCGAACGAGCGAGCGAGACGCAAAUGCUUCAAUUCCAUGCGAUCGAGCGGGACAGUGACGCGCGCAACCCCGACGUCCGCCAUUUAUUUCUUUCUAGUGCUCGACUCUGUCGUAGUGACAACGUAUUUCAUUAUCAAUAGCGAAAAUCUUGUUCGUUUUACUUGUGAAAUUUAUGUAUUAAAUUUUAUGCAAAUAUUGUAAAACUACCGCGUAUACGGUUUUUGUGUUUGUCUACAAUGGAAUCUAAUGUGUCUUAAUAGUGAAGUGAAGGGCUCCCAAACGAAAUAUGGCUGGUUCGGUCGCAUCUGUUGUCAACACAAAAUAACGUGGAUUAGCCAAGUUGGAAUAAAAUGUGAACGAGUAUUAGUAAAUAGGACUAUGUGGGUUGUAAUAUAAUGAAUUGGCAGCACAAAAUAUUGGUGCUGGCAAUUAUUUGCACAGCUGUGGAGGCGGAUGUCUGCCCUACCACAUGCUCCUGUGACUCUACCCAGCUCACAUGCCACUCCACUCAUGUUCAAGGGGGCAAUCUCACACGGGCACUCCUUGCAAACUAUGGCUUCAACCUCCAAGAGAUCACUUGGACAAAUGCAAACAUAAAAUACAUAGAAUUAGGUGCAUUCGAAGGAUUGUACAAUUUAGAAUACAUUGACUUGACCAGAAACGAAAUCAAAAGAACUGAAAAUAAACUCUUUAGCAAACUUACCCGGUUAAAACAUUUAAACAUAUCGAGGAACAAUCUUGAUGAUAUACCUAGACUUACAUUCACAGAUCUAGAAAAUUUGGAAGUCUUAGAUGUAUCUUACAAUGAUCUCCAGGUGAUUCCAUUCCAGGUCUUUGCACCACUGACUAGAUUGCAGUAUUUGGAUAUAUCAUUUAACAGAAUAGCUUCAUUCUUAGAUUUCUAUUUUAAUCCUAACAGACAACUGAAAACAUUGUUCCUAAAUAAUAAUAGCCUAGUCAAAAUUACUUCUAAUGCUCUAGUCAACUUGAAUAAAUUGGAGACACUCGAUAUAUCAAGCAACAAACUAGAUUAUAUUCCAAAAAAUAUGUUUGAUUACUUUGAACUACUGAGGAAUCUUAAUCUUAGCUACAAUAACUUUCAAAACAUAUCAAGCGAUGCUUUUAAGAACCUGAAAAAUCUAAGAUGGUUGGACAUGGGAGGAAAUAGACUGAGAUUGUUACCACCAAUGAUCUUCCAUCAUAAUGAAAAUUUAAAAACUCUCUACCUUGAACACACUGAAGUUACGGUUAUACAGAAUACAAAUUUCAAAGGCUUAAGUAAUUUACAGGAACUGUAUAUAAGAAAUAACAGUCAUCUACGAGAAAUAGAGCAAUUUGUUUUUCAAGAUACACCAUCAAUUACACGCUUGGAUAUAAGUGCAAAUCUUUUAUCGUUUCUGCCAUUGUCUAUGAAGCAACUUGAACAAUUACAGGAAUUGAAAAUUUCUAACAAUCCCUGGGCUUGUGAUUGUAGAAUGGCAUGGUUUGCCAGUUGGGUGGAUCAAAGACCACAGAUUAUUAAAUCUGAUUUGAGCUGUGGUCCUCUAUCAUAUCCUAAUGAUAUGUUACCGAUUUUGAGACACACUAAUUGCAGAGAGCCUGAACUAAUUCACAGUAGCCCAUUGACUUUGUAUAGAUUGCAGUCAGAUGCCCUACUGGAAUGUAAAUUCAGUGGGAACCCAGCUCCUUCAUUAACUUGGAUUACACCUACGAGUGCAGUAUACCAUUGGAACCCUGAACCUUUGAUACCAGACAUAUUCCACAAACAUGGAAUAGCCCACGACCAGUACUAUCACCCUAUAGAUAAUGGGAAAUCUAGAGUCAGAAUUCUUGACGAUGGAUCGCUAUUUAUUACUGAUAUUCAUCGUGAAGACUGUGGAACAUACUUAUGCUUUGCAACGAAUCCUUCCGCCAACGUGUCGGCGGAGGUGAUACUAAACAUAGAUCCUAUGACAAUGUAUGAGAUUAAAAUAUAUAGUCUGAUAUGUGGAGCGCUUUGUGCUGCAGGAUUCCUAGGCCUCACUUUGUUGGUACAAUUUAUAAGAUAUAUAUUUCACAGGUUCCGCCUAUUGGAGACAUGUUGUAGUUGUUGUACCUGCGUCAGUAGAGACGCGCCUCGUACGCGGCAAAUUUAUAGCAUGUUGGACAAUAUAGAGCAGUACAAGAAACUACAGUUAGAUAAGCUGAGAGAAAAUUAUGCCAUACAAGUUCAUCGUAUAAAGGAUAACUGUACUCAGCAAAUGGAAUGGAUACAGAAUAGCUACUCAUCGCAAGCAAGUCAUUUACGUAACAUAAGAGACAUAGGAACAAAUCACUUGACAGCAAUGAAAGACCAGUAUUAUGAUCAGGUAAAACGCGUCAGAGAAUACUCUACAAGUCAACUGAACUGGGUUCGCGAAAACUACGUAUUCCAAAGAAACAAAAUCAGAAAGUUCAGCGCUCACCAGAUACUGCGGCUCCGCGAAUCAUACAAGUACCAGCAGCAGACCUUGAACAAAGUAUUGGAGAAUCUGCCCAGUUUGUACUUCGAGAACUGCCGCAGCGGUUCUUGCGGUCACAGCGACUCUAUGGCUUUCGAUCCCGACGUGGAGGUGAUAGACAUGUACCUCAAGACUAAGAUUGAGAAACUGGCGCAACUACCGAAUACGAUAGACGACGAGAGCAAGAUAUCCGUGUACUACACGCCCACGGAGAGAUCGGUCAACUCUCGCAGGAACUCUCCCAUAACCAUUCCUGAUGGGAUCCACAUCAACAUGAUCGAGCGCGGCCCGCCGCGUCUGCUGGCGAUGAUCAAACCGCUGCAGUGCGAACCUCCUCCACCGUCAUUGGAAACACAGACGCCACCAGGAUCUCCCUCGCCGACGACGUCCAAGUGCGGAAUGCCUGUACGCCAGCCGAAGUGCAAUCGCGGGGAGUCCUCGAAGCCGUCGAGCGAGCCUUUGCUCGGGCGGGACCAUGUGAUAAUCGAGAGAGGGCGACGGAGAUGUCAGCUGCCUUCGAGCGCUAGUUCGCCGGAGCUGAGUUCUGACAGAGACGAGACUGAACUUAAUGCGUCGCACGAACAAGCACGGGUAUUGUUGGCGGUGGAGCUGACGAAGCCGGAGUGCCAGGUGCGGCACGCCGCCUGCCAACUAGUAUGCGGCGAAUGCGCACAGCUCUGCGAGAACACACCAUUGUAGUAUAGGCUACUGACGCGUGUCUUUAAAAUCUACGCGUUAUCUGGCCGUAGACUCUCGCGGCACCGCCCUCCCGACAUGCGCCUCUGUGACUAUGGCGGUGGGCCGUCGCCCUCUUACGUGUAGGAACAUAUCUUGCCGAGCUGAUUCAUUAGUGAGAAACGAUUGGCCGUAUUACGGACGCUCGCCGCCGAUGCGGACACCGCUUGUACUUCUAAGUGAGCUGUGAUAGACUAGAUUUGAAUUUACAUACGUUUAGACGAUCGCUUCCCCGAUUCGUCUAGUGGUAGGUUGUAAGGAGUAUACUAAAUAUGAUCUGUUAUCGAUCGUGUAGUGAAUCUGAUCCCGUUUAAUUAAGUGUUCUGUGGGUAACAUAGGUCAUGUAAAUACGUCUUUAUUUCGAUCAUUUUCCAUUUUGAUGUAUACUUAGUGUAAACUCUUAGAGUAUUAUGCAUUUUAUAUUUGUUCAACUUAACAGUAGAAUAAAGUGAGGUAUAAUGAAGUUGUUACGAUCUUGUUGAAUUGUUGCGCGGUUAUUGUACGUUGGUGUAUCCCUUAAGCCGCCACUGCGUCACUCCACUACACAUUCAAUUCCUUUGUCGUCUCACAUUCGUCUAAAAUUGACCUAUAGAACCUAUUAAAUUAUUUAUAUUUAUGUCUACAUAUAUAUUUUUUAAUAACGUACAGUUUGAACAAAACGAGUCUUGCAGUGAUAUGCCAAAUACUACAAUCCAGCAAUGAUAAUUAUAACGUUUCUUAAUAUAAAGUAUACAAAUAUUGUUGAAGAUUUUCUAAAUAUAUAAACAAGAGUAAUCAGCUAAUCAUGAAGAAUAAAUUAUUUUUAAAUGUAUUUUUUGUAUUAUUUCUAAACCAUUUUAUUCAAAAUAUAGUUUUAUAUUUAUUAAAAUAUUCAGAAAAUUAACUCGUCAGACAAAUUAUGUCAACACUUAAUUAGUCAUCCCUCGUUCGUCACUUUGAAACCAAUUAAGAAAGUGUAAAUAACCUUGUUUUGUAAUGGAGUUAACAUUAAAUUUAAUUAGUCAAAAAAAGCUACUGUCUACUCUUAAUAAUACUAUGACAUAAUCAGCUCGAAACAGAAUAUGCAGGGAAAUUAAAUGAUCAUAAAUAUACGGGGAAAUAAAAUUAUCAUAAAAUUAACAAAUGUCUUAAUCUGCAGCAUUGAAAUUUGAGAGCCUAAGUACUAUACACCGAUAUUGUUAUUUUUGAGCAGAAUUCAUACAAGCAUACAUAUUACUUUACGAUGGAUAUUAUAUCCUUUGCGAUCAAGGAUUAUAAGAGGUCAAUUAACUUACAUUUGCGAUUCGAUGAACAGAGCAAAAAUUUAAUCAGAAUUAACUUUGUCUUUAUAAGCGUUUGUAUGGAAAAUCUCAUCCGCCAUAUAUUCACUAUACCUCAUAAGCUUGUUACUUUAGAUACUCAUUUCCGCCAGUGCGCUGUGAGCUUGGUGCAUUACCUAAAUAAAAUGAGUUUGACGUUUGCAGACCACUUUUUUAUAUUGCCUUUGCAUACGACCUUUUCUGGUUUUCACCACUUUUGCAUAAUAAUAAUAAUGAAUUGUUUGACAGAAGAUAUGUGAAUUCAACAUUGGGUGCGUUUAGCCGACAAAAAGGCUAAGCAGCAUUCGAGAAUGCUUGACAGUAUUAGACUAUGCUAACUAGUAUUAUUGGCUGUAACUAUACUUUAGUUGAUUCAACUGAAGUUAGCGAUGAGUGCUAGAAUUUUUAUAAGAAUAAUUAACAAUUAUAACAAUAAAAUUAUAUAUUUUAGUUAAUUAUAUAUUAAUUAUUAUUUUGUUAUUUUAUAUUUUUUUUCCAGUGCUACUUAGCAAUCACCAUUUUUCUUUUAAUGCAGCUUAGCCUUUUUUCGGCUAAACGCACCCAAUGUUCUGACAAUAGUAAGAAAAGUGGGUAAACUGUUUCUUGAGGACUGGAGUUCAUGAGUUGACAUAAUAGCAAUUAAAUAAAAGAUUCGACCAUUACGUCUACUUUCAGUGUGCGAAAUUGUAAUAAGUUGAAAAAAAAUCUAUGAAAUUAUGUUACUGAUGUUAUGCUAAUUAUUAUAUUAUGAGUACAAGAGUUGUUUCUAUUUUGUGGGUUACUUCUUUUUGAGUCACGCUACGUUUCCACGGAGACAUCAAAAUGUUGAGUAUUGUUUGCUAAACCUGGUAGUCCUAAUAAAUAAAUAAACCCCAUAAAUUAACGUGACCAGCUUACUUGAUUAAAAUUACAAAAAACUUGGAACGCUUAAUGACGGGCAAGGAGCCCGUUUGUUCAAAGUUAUCGUAGUUACAAUGAAUU